Molecule: messenger RNA, 1239 nt
Organism: Passer montanus (Eurasian tree sparrow)
Lineage: Eukaryota; Metazoa; Chordata; Aves; Passeriformes; Passeridae
Gene: EFNA3
Product: ephrin A3
Exons: 5
Coding region: 61-729 (222 amino acids)
Biological process (GO): ephrin receptor signaling pathway; axon guidance
Cellular component (GO): plasma membrane
Molecular function (GO): ephrin receptor binding
Source: RefSeq, a predicted model, not a curated record
GGCUCGGGCUCGGUUCUCCCUCCAUUCCCCGGCAUCGCGGCGGGCUCGGGCGGCGGCAGGAUGGCGGCUGGGCUCCUGCCCCUGCUCCCGCUGCUGCUGCUGCUACCGGGCCGGGGGCCGCCGGGGGCCCUGGGCAACCGGCACGCCGUGCACUGGAACAGCUCCAACCCGCACCUGCGGCGGGAGGGCUACACGGUGCAGGUGAAUGUCAACGACUACCUGGACAUCUACUGCCCUCACUACAACGCCUCGGUGCCCGAGCACCGGCUGGAGCAGUACGUGCUCUACAUGGUGAACGCGGAGGGCUACCGCACCUGCAACACCAGCCAGGGCUUCAAGCGCUGGGAGUGCAACCGGCCGCACGCGCCCCACAGCCCCAUCAAGUUCUCGGAGAAGUUCCAGCGCUACAGCGCCUUCUCACUGGGCUACGAGUUCCGUGCGGGGCAGGAGUACUACUACAUCUCCACGCCGACACACAACCACCGCCGGGCCUGCCUGAAGAUGAAGGUGUUUGUCUGCUGCGCCUCCACGUCGCACUCCGGGGAGAAGCUGGCGCCCACCCUGCCCCAGUUCACCCUGCGGCCCGAGGUGAAGAUCGAGGACCUGGAAAACUUCAACCCGGAGAUGCCCAAGCUGGAGAAGAGCAUCAGCGGCACCAGCCCCAAGCGGGAACACUUGCCCCUGGCCGUGGCCGCCGCGCUCUUCCUCAUGACGCUCCUGGCCUCGUAGCUCCCGGUGCCCGCGGGGGCCCGGCCAGCGCCGCUCUGCCCAGCGCGGCCCCCUCGAGCUGCUGCCCCUCGUGAGAAGGGGAGCACGGCCGGACCACCGCCCCCUGCCCGGAGAGCCGCCCGCGGAGCUGCCCCGCGGGGCCGGCAUCACCGAUCCGCCGCUCCGGGGAUGCGGCCGGAGCGCUGCGCCCUCCGCCGACAGCAGCCCGGGGAGCGCGGGGUCUGCCCGCAGCCCCCCCGUGCCCCACCGUGGCUGGGGGGCUGAGCCCGAGGAGAGCGGGGCCCCCCGGGGCCGGGCAGAGUGUACAUACCCAUAUAGAUCUAUACAUACUGUACAGAGAGCGACUACAGAGAUAUAUCUAUACUGUACCAUAGGCAGCGGCGCCGGCCCCGGGCUGGCUUGUACAUAGUCGAACGUGUUGGAUUUUCCUCGUCUUCCGUGAAGACCCGACCUAUGCAAACGCACAGACACUUUUUGGGGAAAAACAGAACAAAACAAAACAAAACAAAA